AUGAUACUCCCAACCCAAAAUGAUACUCCCAACCCCAAUCUUGACUUUUUUACGAGCGUAGCUCGGAUAGAAGGUUAUUGUAAUACGUUUGCUAUUGUAGAGAGGACUGUUGAUAUUGCACGGGGUAUACUAUCAAGUGAGAAUCCGGACGAUGUGGCGCGCUUAGUGAGUUCCAGCAUUGUUGGUGGGAUUCCGUAUAAAACUUGUGAUCUCUCGUAUAGUAUUCUGUCUUUUGUUGACACGUAUACUCUAUAUCGUGGACGCGGAGGGAGAUGGUUCCAGCGGAGUUGUCGUUUGAUCGAAGUAGCAUUGUUUAUCUGUGGAGUCGGAUUUGCAGUAUUGGCUUGUGCUGCUGGUGGUGGCUAUGUGGGAGCAUUGAUGCGUAUUUUAGAUGAUGAUGAUGAUGUAGAAGAGGAGGAUCAGUGA
This is a messenger RNA of Necator americanus (New World hookworm), 426 nucleotides long. RefSeq lists its product as uncharacterized. NCBI's taxonomy places the organism in Eukaryota, Metazoa, Nematoda, Chromadorea, Rhabditida, Ancylostomatidae. The record is from RefSeq and is a predicted model, not a curated record. The transcript is spliced from 4 exons. Bases 1 to 426 code for a protein of 141 amino acids.